AUACUCAAUCAUCUAUUAUAUUUUAUCUAUUAGUCGACUACUCUAAUGCUCGAUUGGUUAAGUUUGAUAAUUAGUUUGUUUAAAACUAAACCGACAGGUGAAGGUGCAACGGCGAUAAGACGUGAUAAUAUAAUUUUUAUUUUAGUUUUAAUUUGUAAGUUCUGACGAUUUACGAUAUUAUUCUUUAAAUGUUACACGUCUCAACAGUUUUUCGAAGAUUGAUUUCUAACGUUUUGCCUAUUCAGUCGUUCAAAAUGGUGAAGUACUUAAAACAAGACGAGGCCAUUGAAAUCGAUCAAGAACUGUUUAAUGUGUAUAAAUUUAGUGUUGAUCAACUAAUGGAGCUGGCUGGCUUAAGUUGCGCAACAGCUAUACAAAAAUGCUUUCCACCAAUUAGUCAUCACAAAGUUUUAGUUCUCUGCGGACCGGGUAACAAUGGUGGUGACGGUUUGGUGUGCGCGAGGCAUAUGAAACUGUUUGGUUACUCAUCUGAAGUAUAUUAUCCUGUACGUACAGAUAAACUUUUGUAUAGUAAUCUUGUGCAUCAGUGCGAGACAUCUGGUGUACUUGUGUCUGAUUCUCUAACUGACGAUAUGUCCUCAUAUGACCUCAUAGUAGAUGCACUGUUCGGUUUUAGUUUCAAACCACCAGUGCGAGAAAAAUUUCUGCCAGUCAUGAAUGCAUUGAAAAAAACCGACAAACCAAUUUGUAGCAUAGAUGUCCCGAGUGGUUGGAGCAUAGAAGGAGCUCCUGAUAAGGAUGCAAUUAAUCCAGAACUGUUGAUUUCAUUAACAGCACCAAAGGAAUGUGCCAAAAAUUUCAAAGGAAAAUAUCACUAUUUAGGUGGAAGAUUUGUACCAAAAAAGCUGGAAGAAAAAUAUAAAUUAGAAUUGCCUAUAUAUCCUGAUGCAGAAUGUUGCGUAAAACUAUAAAACUAUAGGUACACAAAAUGUAUAAUUUAAUUUAAAAAAAUAUGUUUAAGU
Molecule: messenger RNA, 983 nt
Organism: Melanaphis sacchari
Lineage: Eukaryota; Metazoa; Arthropoda; Insecta; Hemiptera; Aphididae
Gene: Naxe
Product: NAD(P)H-hydrate epimerase
Exons: 1
Coding region: 189-932 (247 amino acids)
Cellular component (GO): mitochondrion
Molecular function (GO): NAD(P)HX epimerase activity
Source: RefSeq, a predicted model, not a curated record